Pristis pectinata (smalltooth sawfish) is the source of this 7067-nucleotide messenger RNA. RefSeq names its product DET1 and DDB1 associated 1 (gene dda1). Bases 120 to 428 code for a protein of 102 amino acids. The record is from RefSeq and is a predicted model, not a curated record. NCBI's taxonomy places the organism in Eukaryota, Metazoa, Chordata, Chondrichthyes, Rhinopristiformes, Pristidae. The transcript is spliced from 5 exons. Gene Ontology annotation, cellular component: Cul4-RING E3 ubiquitin ligase complex. Gene Ontology annotation, biological process: positive regulation of proteasomal ubiquitin-dependent protein catabolic process.
UAAUCAACGAGCUGCCUUCCGCCGCUCGCGGCAACCUGACCAAUAGCCGGUGUGAGAGGGCGGGAUCAGACGGGCUAGCGGGUUUGUGUGAGACGUAGAGUGAUGCGGAGCUGGAGAAGAUGGCGGACUUCUUGAAAGGACUACCAGUCUAUAAUGAAAGCAAUUUCAGCCGGUUUCACGCAGAUUCAGUUUGCAAAGCUUCGAAUAGGAGACCGUCUGUAUACCUCCCAACACGAGAAUAUCCGUCGGAACAGAUCAUUGUGACAGAAAAGACCAAUAUUUUGCUUCGAUAUCUCCAUCAGCAAUGGGACAAAAAGAAUGCAGCAAAGAAACGAGAUCAAGAGCAAGUGGACAUUGAAGGCGAGAGCUCUGCACCACCCCGGAAAAUCGCCCGCACAGACAGCCAGGAUAUGAUUGAAGACACCUAGUCCUUUGAACUCCAGAUGCAAGUGCUUCCCUUUUCAUCAUGUAAUGUCUUACCGUCUCUCCACCGUGCAGCCCUUCAUUUGUAUAUCAUAGGAGCACCUUUAUUUAUUUACAUAUAAUUUAUGGCCUGGGGGAGGGGAGCAGGGAGGCAGGUGGGGAUUUCAAGUAGAACAAAUGGAAGCCCAGUGCAUAUCCAGUCGGUAUCAGCGAAUGACUUAACUGCUCCAGGUUUUACUGGGGGUCUGGGGCAGAGACUGGAUGGAUGUAAUGCAAAAUCUGUGGUGAAACAUUGUAAGAGUGAGAGCUUCCAGGAAUGGCAAUAGUUUUGCAGUGUGCAUCUCUCCAACUGGUACUGUUCACAAUGUCUAAAUUGACAUCUCCCUUGUCUAUCACCAGACAGUUUUAAGCCCCCGAGAGGUUUGAUUAAGCACACUUUGCUACUGAGGUGCUUGUCUUGAUCUUCAGACAGAAGCAGACCUGUCUGCUUCACUAGUUACAACUGUUGAAACCCUCUUGCCCUCAUCAUAAUAGAGGACUUCCCCAUAGCUGCUUUGGUUGUUUUCUUGAGGUUCCACACAACAAUCCCCCUACCCCAUCCUCCUCUCACUAGUUCUUGCUUAGAGCAUCAGAAUGCAAGAAAAGUGGGAACUAACUGGGCUGAUCCACCCCAGACCAGCCUCAGCUCUUUAGUGAAUGUUGCAAGAUUGGCCUGGAAACCUUUGGCAAUUGCAGCAUUGCUGGGUGUGCUAGGCACAUGUCAUUCAUGUCCUGCACAGGUUAAACCUUUGGGACUGUUCACUGGCCUUGUGGGACCUUCAGUUUUAUGCUUUAGUUUGAGAAAGGGAAGCCAUUUUGUAUAGGUUUGUUGUUUUUUUUAAAAAAGAAUAAAUGUUUUUGAAGUCCAAAGAGUUAAUGUCAGGCAUGCUGGCAAAUCACUGAUUCUGACUCUCUGCAUGUUGAGGGAUCGCUUCCAGGGAGCCUCAGAAGGACAUCCCAGCCCUGAAAUGACAGCACUGGUGUUUAAUGCAUUUGUAUAACAUUGAUUUUUCCACAAUUUUAACACAGGCAUUGACUUUUUAAAUGCCAGACUGGAGAGAGCAGUAUGCAGCGUAGCUUAAGACUAUGUUACGUUGUUCUUGUGUUGAUGUCACACAUGCUGCAACUUUUGUCUGUGGUGCAGUAAACCCUUUUCUAAGCAUUUUUUUUGAGUGAGCUUAACUACUGGCAGAGAAAAAAAACUUCCACCUGCUACACCUUCACUGAAACUUAGCUUCAAAGGCCAGUUUCUGCUUGAUUUCAUAACAUUUUGCUCAGCCUGAAAUCUUACCAUUAUCAGUGUGAAAGUUGGGGGGAAAUGUACUGACUACAAGGAAGGAAGAGCAAGAGAUGCCACCGCUUUUGUUGCUGGUCUGAAUCUGAGGCAAGAAGUGGAUAGACACGUUUAAACUAAAUCUGAGGCACAGAGGUCCAAAGUUGGGUUAUGUCUCAUGCAUGGGCCAUUGUGGCAGAAUGUUGUUCUGCUUCUAGCUCGAGCUGGUUCUCCACUGUUACUCCUUUCUCUAUACUUCACCUAUUCCUCCUUCCCUCCUUGCUAAGUCUUUGGACUAUUCAGUUUCUUUAAGGAAUGUGAGGACCCUGUUUUAGACUUGGCACAACCUCAAGUCUUAUACAGUAAUUACAGAUAGCAUUAAAUAUUUUCUACAUUCGCAACCAUUUUUCUCUUUUCCUGUUUUAUCCCUAAAGCACCCCCCACCAUAACAGAAUUGCUGCUUCAUUCCCAUUGUAUGCAGUGCUCCUUGCUGUGACACUGUUUGUGUUCCUUGCCAUUCUUUGUUGAUAAGCAUGGAAAGGGAAUUGAAUUAAGUUGAAGUUGUCUUGCCUUUCAUACCUUGUCAAAUUUUGCCAAAAUGAUUCGCUUUCGAUCAAGGUCUGGUAUGCAGUUCUGGAUUGCUGUGGGUGUGGAUCGAUAUGUGUUACUGCAUUUACCCUGUGACUGCAGCUCCCUGAUGUUCUGAUAUCAUUGUGACUGAGGUAAAAUUAUAACUUGCCCUUCUGUUAUCAACCAAAUUAAAUCUCCAAGCCAGGUGACUGAUUAUCAGGAAAAUUGGGGACAAAAUGUUUCUUAACCAGAAGCUGUUGUGUGUCAUCCAGUGCUUCCUUUCUCUAUAGUCCUGUGAUGGUCUUGUGAUUCUACAUGGUCUUUCUAAGGAGCUGUGGGUUUUUUUUAGUGGUGGGCAUGAGUGAGGCUGAUGGUCAAUUAAGGACUACUACUUCCUGUGUGGGCUGGUCCUUCAGCCUGAAAGUGGAGCUGUACUUUUCCAUUCUCAGGGUCAACACUGCUCUCACUGAGGAAGAUGAGUAAACGGCCUUGGUUUCACCCACAAAGAACCUGUGAUGUCAAACGCUCGGAGCAUCAAAGCCAUUAUACCUCUCUGCUCUGUGUAUAUGACCUUGAUUUGGAGUUGGCACAUGUGAACCGUUAGCAGAUAAUGUUAUGCCAAAGCUUUGCUGAUAACAUUGUGCAAACUGUACGCAAGCUGAAACAAUUUCCGUGGCUUGUGUGGUUCCCCAACAGGUGUUAGUCCCCUCAAACACUUUUCUUUCUCUCCUCCUUCUCCUUAUCAUAUUUUGAAAAAGACGCUUUCUCAGAAUUUGAACAAUAGCUCACUUGUAAAGUUGCGAAGUUUUCAGCCUGACAGAUGGCAAAAUUUAUUCAGAUUUGCUAAUGCCUGCCUUCUGACACACAUUGAAUGAAACACACUGUUGUUAAUACUCUGGUGUUUAGCAUGUGGCAUCACCUAGAUUUCAAUCCUCAUUGUCAAUGAUUCUAGACCAGGCUGGGGGUGAGUUGUUGUCAGGUUAAACACUGAAUUAAUUUUCCCAUAAUUAAGUUUGUCUAAAGCCACUAUGUUAAUAAAAGUAAAGGUCAUGGUCUAGAGAGGGCUUUAUUGUCAUGAGAACAUGAGAGGUUCCAGAGAAAUGCAGGUCCUUUCUAAUGAUUGUGGCAAUAAAAAUAGAGAAGAUGCUGGAGAUACUUAGCUGGUCAUGGCAGAAUCCAUGGGGAAAUAAUUACAUUUUUGUUGAUCUUUCAUUCGAACAUUAGUUCAUCAACCUGAAUUAUUAACUUUUUCUGUCCUCAUCUAUUGCCUAACCUCUGUGUGUUUCCAGCAAUGUCAUUUUUUUAUUUCCAGUUGUUGGGAUUUGGCUUUUAUGAAAGUCUUUCAGGACAUAUUCCCCGCACUUCUGAUACUUGGUUUUAAAUCCAGUCCCUAUUGUUGAGCAGAAUUUUUUAGCUCUCUCAACGUGACAGCUUAGAUGCUUACAAAUCCAUAGCACCAAUAAGUGGGCUUAAUUUCACUAAUUUACCAGCAUGGUUUAGGCCAUCCAGAAGAGAUUGAUUGGGUGGGGGGGGGGGGGGGGGGGGGUGGUGAGGUGGUGUAAUGUAGUCAAUGCCAUCUAAUUUAGUGGAGGGGAGGUUGUGAAAAUACUGUUCCAUGCCUAUAACUUAAAACAGUGAGCUGCAGUUUGCAUCUUAAUCUAUAGUAGUGAAUGUAACCAAAAACACAAAUGCUGUGCUUCCUUUCCAGCAGGUUACUUGCUGAAGAUUGUAAUCCCAGCAUUGGCAGUGUUGUGAAGUUAAAUACAUAAUUUCUAUAGUUUGUCUCCCUUCAAUUUGAGAUUGGGCCAAUGUUCCUCACAAAAAUUAUAUUAAGCAUUCAGAAAGGGGGUAGCUGGAGUUUUAAACAGGUUCCUGUCAUUCACUGAAUGGCAAUGAAUUUGUGGGACAAAUCCAAGUGUGCACAGUUACUGAGGAGCUGUUCUUUCCCUCCCAUCCAUGCUGUCAGAUCUCCUAGCUCCUUGGGACAAGAUUGCAGUAGAUCAUGCUCCUCAGGGCUAAUCGGUGCUUUCAGGCACAAUGUGACAUUAUCGUUGGUGGAGCAUGGGUGGGGUGUGAAAAGAGCCCAGAUUUUAGUGUGUCCUUUCUCCCUCUGCAGUGAGUUGCUUUUUGAACUUGGAUGAAGUGCAUGUGAUGCUCCUGGUCUGAAAAUGUCGCACCAGCUGCGAGAGUGUUCACGUCAGCUGUGUUUUCCCCCAUUCUUUCGUGCAAUACACACACACACACACACACACACACACACACACACACACACACACACACACACACACACACAGUCAGUUGCACUGCUCCUGGCAUGAUGAAAUCCUUCUGAACUCUCUAAUCAUGGAGUCAGGAGCCUGGACAGUGGUUUUUGGGUAUUAUCUUUGGAUACUCUAAUUGUUUCUAAGUUUUAAGCAUCAGCAUUCUACACCACCACGUUCGCUGACACUGGAGUGAAUGGAGUCUUGCUUUUUAUAGCUUGCUGUCUAGUGCAGUCUACUACAGGUGCACAACUAUCCCUGUGUCCACAGGAGAUGGGACAAUGGACCAGCUCUUGUUCAAAUAUCAUUGCCCAUCACUGUACCAGCACAUUGUACAAAGUUGCUCUUCCCUGCUUGCUCCCUCGAUCACCUUUAAAUUUGCUCUGCAUGAACUAUGUGAGCUGUUACCAAUCAAUAGCUGGCUUUUAUCGGAUUUUUUAAAUAAAUAAAAUGCCACAGAAGCCUUGUAAUAAAGGUGUUUGUAAGUGUGAAGAAUGUAAACUUUUUUUGUAUUACUGGGUCCAGACCAGUGUGAUUACCGAGUUGAUCAGAGCCAUUGGUGGAUUAUAGACUGAUUGUUUAACAAGUCCGGGCAUGGCCUGCUAACACAAAGGGAGCAGCAUUCCCAGGUUGUAUCUGUAUUGAACUGAAUGUUUCUGUCUGACCUCCCACUCCCUUCCUCAUGAAAAGCUACAGACUCCUGUAUGAGGGUUUGGUUAAACAGCCACCAUGAGAUGUCAUUCUAAGAUUCUGGGGAUUGUUUAGGUGGUGGCAAGGUGAUGUUGCAGGAUAGUAACAGUCCUAAGGUAAGGAAACACUGGGCAGAUUGAACCGACCGAUAGCCCAAUAAUUGGCAUUGAACCUGGCUCUGAUUUGUGGUGCAGGUAUUUGUAAGGGAUGGGGCAGCUAGGAACCUGGAGAAGUGGUGAGAUGUCUGGGUGGCAGGCCCUCAGUGCUGAGUGCUCAUAUACUAGCUUUAGCUCUGAUUAUUAGUACUCCUGUUGUUCACACCCUUUGAUCUCUGCUGUACAAUCAACCCUGCAGCCUUAUCUGCACCACAUGUUUUCAAACUGUCAAUAUGGGUCCCAGAAAUACUUCCCAAGCUGGUUUUGCUCCUGCUUGUUGUAACCAUUCUGUGUUACUCUUUCAUUUUCCCAAAUGUUAUAAAUUAUUCUUGUUGCUGUGUCUCUACCUGGAUUCAGUGGCUACACUCUCGCUUAAGUCAGAGCAUUGAGCGUUCAAACCCCUACUCCAGGUGUUUGACCAGAAAAAUGUAGGCUGACGCUUCAGUACAGCACUGAGGGAGUGCCACACUGCUGAAGGUGUUACCUUUCAUAUGAGAUAUUAAAUCAAGGCCAGGCCUGCACUUUCAGGUGAAUGUGAAGGUUCUAAUAUGCUGAUUUGGAAAAGAAAAGUUGGGGGAUUCUCCCUGGUGCUUUUGCUAGACUUUGUCCCUCAGACAUCAUCACUGAAAUAUAAUCUGUUUGUAGGAGCUUGCUGAGUGCAGGUUACCAGUUGCAUUUCCUACGUUACGUCAGUGACUACACUUCAACAUGUACUUCAUUGGCCCUGAAGUACUGUGGUGGUGUUGGGUGCUAUAAAAAUGCAAAUUUUUUUCACUAUCAAUACCUUUUCUUGCUUUGAAUAAAUGGCAAAGCCUUUAUUAGAUGUAGAGUAGGCAAACUUUGGAAUGUGUGUGGGGAUGGGUGGGUUUUCCUGGGAGAGUGCCAAGAUGUAUACUGAGUCUUUUGUUGGGAAAUAAAAAUAUUUGAAGAUCACAGCACUUAUGUAGUGGGAACCUUCCUUAAGGUUAGUUUGCUAGUGAGGGGCUGGACCCCUAGGGUCAGUUAUUUCUUGCUUUAGAACAACCUGGCGGGGUUCCCAUGAGAGAUCCUGCAACAGCUUAACUGUGCAGAAGAUGUGUGAAGAUCAUCAGUCAAUCUCUGAUCACCACCUUUAUCCCUCCCCCUAAAUUGGCUACUGCUUGUGGUGAUGGGCUGUUUGACCACAGAGAAUCGCAAACAGCUGGAAUUCUGAUUUCAUCACGUGCAUGUACUUCCGAACUAAGGUGACUAGUUAGUGAACAUGUGCAGUAAGCACAGAUUUCUUGAUUUUUGUUUUAUAUGUAUAUCUAUCCCCACAUCCCCCUCCCUUUUGUUCCCCACUUCCUCAAAGUAGCAGGGCCUAUCUUUGCUUUAGGCUGUAAUGCAUCAACUCCACACAGCCUGGGUCCUAUUCUAACUUGUGGGGCUCAGUAGCAGUGAUGUGGGACGCGGUGGUAAAGAUUGAAGUGAGGGUGUGAAGGGAUUCCUCAUAUUCCCCUUUUAAAAGAAAUAGUGAAUUGGAAAAGAAAUGAGCUGGUGAGAUCACCAUCAGUAAUUACCUUGAUCUGGUCUAUUGCUGCUCUCUGAAUUUGUACAAAUUUUUUUGAGCUCUCUAUUGUGGAUUUAGCAAACAAAAGCUAAUGUACCUUCUAGAUGCAAAUUAAAAUAUUUUGACAA